AUGGAUCUUAUGGGUGUGACGACACUAGCCCUGGCCUCGGUCCUGGUAACGCAAUUCAACGCCUUCGCGGAGUCCCCCUAUCUCCAGUUGAUUUACAUGGGCAUGUCCGUAGUCCUGGGCACUGCAGCAGUGGCCUCAUGCUGGCUCCCGAUUAUGCGAGCGACGGGAAGCUCCUGGCUUCGAAUUGCCGUGUGGAUCGGACUCGUUGCCGAGGGCGUUGCCAUACCUGUGGUACAUUUACUAUGGACAAGAGGACUGCAGGCAACUUUGAACCUGUACGGACCAAUGAUGACCCCGUAUGGACCGAUAGUGGUGGGCGCCAUUCUCUAUGCUUCUCAAUUUCCAGAAUGUGUUUGGCCUGGUCGUUUCGACUACUUUGGUGGUAGCCAUAAUAUCCUUCAUGUUUUUGCUGUGUGGUCAAUCUGGCUGGGUAUUGGUACCAUACGAACAAGCAUUGAAGCCUCGAUUGUGUAG
This is a messenger RNA of Trichoderma breve, 474 nucleotides long. RefSeq names its product hemolysin-III related domain-containing protein. Gene Ontology annotation, cellular component: membrane. The transcript has a single exon. The record is from RefSeq and is a predicted model, not a curated record. Lineage: Eukaryota; Fungi; Ascomycota; Sordariomycetes; Hypocreales; Hypocreaceae. Bases 1 to 474 code for a protein of 157 amino acids. Gene Ontology annotation, molecular function: signaling receptor activity.